Molecule: messenger RNA, 3428 nt
Organism: Spirodela intermedia
Lineage: Eukaryota; Viridiplantae; Streptophyta; Magnoliopsida; Alismatales; Araceae
Source: the annotation of a GenBank genome assembly
AUGGAGCCCUUCGGUAGAUACUCGUCGCAGAGCUACGCUCCCUCCGCUCCUCCCUUGCCACCGGAGCAGCAGCAGUCGCCAUCGCCAUCCCAGCAGCAGAAGCUCGAGCGUUUCUUGUCGUCAUCUUCGGGGCUCUCGUACGGCGAGCUUCCACGGCCAUCUCCGGCCGCGUCCUCCGGCGCGUACUACGGCUAUGGGGCUGUCCCCGGGGCGGGUGGCGGCAGUGUCGGUGGGGGUUGCUAUUUCCCGCCGGGGAUGCAUCCGUGGAUCAUACAAUGCUUCCAGGCUGUCGACCGUGACGGGAGUGGUUUCAUAGACGAGAUGGAGCUGCAGUCCGCUCUGUCGCAGGGGAACCAGAAAUUUGGCCUCCGGACGGUUCGCCUGCUCAUGUUCCUCUUCAUGGACCAUAGAUUCCCUUCCAAAAUCGGUGAGCACUUGCAGAACGCAUUUUAUUCUUGGAUCCACUUGUAGAAAAUGUUGAUUCGGCAUAAUUCAAAGGAGAAGGGGUGAAACAACUUAUUGAAAAACAUUACAACAGCAACUGGAUGUACUGUUACCGUAGGGUAAUGCUACUGGUUCCAUAACCCUACGAGUGGCACACUCGAUUGGAUGCAAUGGAGAUGCCAUGAGGAGUAACUACCUUCCGCCACAACAUUGCAACCUAAAGAUGAAUAAUCAGAGAACCACACGCAAAACGAAAAACUAGACGUGGGAGAAAGGGUGCUCAAGCUAAUGUGAUAUACUGAUCCUCGCGUGUAUUAUUAAUUGCAUCGCUAACGACCUUGCGAGUAUCAGAAAUUCACUGACUAAAGAUGUAAUUGGCUGAUCAUUAAAAACACUGCCUAAUGAUAUACUGUCAAUUUUGCUGUUGGAGAACACUGGGACACAUUACGGUUGGCUUUUCGCAUUUCUACCUCGCAGGAACUUCUUAUUUCCUAUAUCUUAUUUGCAUGCAUGGGAUACCAUCUGAUUGUUUUUACUCUUCGAUUUGACAACAAAAAAAUCAGUUUUAUUCAGGCAGCGUGUUCUGCUGACAUUAUCUUGCACUCAUCUUUCUUUCUAAUAUCCAGAACUCGUUUGGUGACACGGUGUUCAAUUUUUUGGUCAGAUAAUAUAUCUGACUUUCUUAGAAAGAAGUUAUUCAGCCUUAUUACAUUCUAUUCUUCAUGGAGUCCUCUGAGGCUGAUUUUCACUUUGUUUUGUGCUAGGACCCACCGAGUUUGCAGCAAUAUGGGAUUGUAUUGGAAAAUGGCGGGUAAGUACCACAAUUAAUCAGGAUAUCUCUGUGUAACAUCGUGAGAAUGCAUCUGCAUUCCGGCACUUUCAUCAAAAGAAAUUGCAUGUGUCAUGCCACGAAUAAUAUCAAGAGUCAUAUUCAGAGUAUGGAUCUGUAAUAUGUACGGCUGUACAUUUAUAGAAGCAUUGUCAAAGCACUUUGGUUUAGUUUUUCUGGUCAUUUCAAAGCAGUGUACGCACUAACUGAUCACAUCUGCGUGUAAAAUAUUUCUUAACACCAUUUUGGUUUCGUAUGGCCAGAGAAUGCCCAGUGACUCAACGAAUCCUUGGAAAUGCUUGUGAUAUUUGCAGGAACUGAAUGUUCCUUUGAUUUGACCAUUUCUGUGUGUGACACAGUGUUUGAUUUAUAUAUUCCAACGGGAUGCACAUUUUUGGAAAUGAGCAGCUCUAAAAGAAUAUUACUUUAGGAGCACCCCGGACAUAAUUGUGGUUCAUGAGCAUUAUGCUUUAUUGUGCCUCCCAAAAUUCGUCUGUGAGAGAGGUCAUUAGUGCUUCAUUCAUGUGACUAUUGCAGACAAUACUACUGUUCAUUAGCCAAUCAAAUACGGCAUGGGGUUCAAGGUUGUUCAAUCGAACGUUUUCCCAUAGGAUGUUGUUAAGAACAAUAGUACUUAAUUUGAGUAGACGUAGACAUUUAUUUAGAAGCCAAGAUCUAUUGAAAUUGUGUAUCCUAAUAAAUGAUAUAGCUCAGGAACUGAAGUACGUUUGAGAGUAUGAAACAUAAAUUCGAGAAGAAAAUUACAUAGUAAUACCUGGAUAACUGAAUUAUGUUGCCAUAUAACUGUGACUUAAAUCUUAACGAGUCAACAAAGGCUGUGAAAAUCUAUUGGAGGAGAAAUGCUUUGACGGUACUGUUUGUGUUGUUUCUGCUACGUCAAAGGCAGCCUUUGCUUGCUGUUCUCCUGCUCACUUCGAAUUAUUCGUUUGUUUUGAAUAAUUAUAUUGAUUUUCCUUCCCCGUUCCCACUAGAACAGACGAAAGAAAAUUGCUUACUUGUUAAUUGUGCUAUUACUCCCACUCUCUCCCCCUCUCUUGCAUUUAUGGGUAUGCUUGUGUGUGUGUGUGUGUGUGUGUGUGUGUGUGUGUGUGUGUGUGUGUUUGUACCUGACACAUGCGUGCGCUGAUGGGAGCUCAUACCCUGCUGCCCAUUAAUUCAAUCUUAGAGCUUGAUUUCUCCGGUUUCUCAUCUGUGGUUUUGGUUUUGGAAAAUAAAGUCCAUUACAAAUUAGCAUCAACUUUGUUCUACUGCCUUUUCACACAUGAUCUCAUCUUGGCGCCACUUUGAAGAGCCAACGUUUGUCUUCCUGAAAGUCAUUUUUUUUUAGUAUUAUGUAAGCAAUGAAGCCGAAGGUAUGGAAUUAUCUCGCACUUCAUCUUAAGCUAUCGUGAUUCUAUCAGCUGGAUCACCAUUCGACUAUGAACCACGAGUAAGCAUGUGCUUUCAUUUGAUUUGACGGCCGGAUUCCUUUUCUUUAGAUGACGACGAGUUUGUUCUAUUAACCAUUUAAAGGCUUGAUUCUUCUGAUGGUUAUCAUGCUGAUGCUCAAGACACUUCAUCCACUAGUAGAUUGCAACGUCUCUUCAAAUCUCCUAACGUCUUUAUCGUUGCUUCCUCUUCCGAUGCCUGCAGGCCACCUUUGAAAGAUUUGAUGGGGAUCGGAGUGGAGAAAUAGACUCCAGAGAACUACGAGAUGCCCUGCUUAGUUUAGGCUACGCUGUGCCAGACUCCGUCAUUCAAGUUAUCCUGUCCAAGUACAAAAGCAGUAGCCGUCAAGGGGGCGCUGCUCUUAAUUUUGAUAGCUUUGUCGAGUAAGUGACUCAACUGCUGCAUUGAUUGCGAUUUCUUUUCGAAUGGCCGUCCCUGACGUUCCCUAGAUUCUUCUCUGCUCAGGUGUGGGAUGAUCGUAAAGGUACGCAGAAGCUCUCCUCAUGCAUGCCAUCAUCUCUCAUAACUAUUCACAGAAGACUCGUCUUCUGUUCCUCAAUGCUUGCACCUAUAGCUUCGUUGCUCGGGUCCCUACUUGCAGGGGUUGACCGAAAGAUUCAAGGAGAAGGAUCCGCAGUGCACAGGUUCUGCGAAGCUCACCUACGACGCCUUCAUGUCCAUGGUCGUCCCCUUCAUUGUCCCGUAG